Molecule: messenger RNA, 1591 nt
Organism: Hemiscyllium ocellatum (epaulette shark)
Lineage: Eukaryota; Metazoa; Chordata; Chondrichthyes; Orectolobiformes; Hemiscylliidae
Product: CTD nuclear envelope phosphatase 1B-like
Exons: 6
Coding region: 101-643 (180 amino acids)
Molecular function (GO): protein serine/threonine phosphatase activity
Source: RefSeq, a predicted model, not a curated record
UCCCCCGGGUGGGAACCGGGGGGAGACUCCCGUCAAGCUGGAGAGGCCGGGCCCGGGCCCUAGCCCAAGCCCGAGCCCCGGGAGCUGGGGCCGCACCGCCAUGAUGAAGACCCAGUGCCUGCUCGGCCUCAAGACCUUCGUGGCGUUCGCGGCCAAAGUCUGGAGCUUCAUCCUCUACAUCCUCCGGCGGCAGAUCCGCACCGUUAUCCAGUAUCAGACUGUUCGCUAUGACAUUCUACCUCUGUCUCCAAUCUCAAGAAACCGACUCAGCAGCAACCCCUCCAUCCCAGCGGAUUGUCCAAGUGAAAACGCUCAGCAUCGUUUCUUACGGGCCUGUGUUCACUUUGAUUUCUUUCCUUUUAAUAUUCUUAAAGAAGCUCUGAUGCACUGUACUCUAGAACUAGGGAGCUAUAUAAAAGAUCUCUCCGUAGUACACGGUGAUCUGUCCAGCAUUAUCAUAUUGGACAAUUCGCCAGGCGCAUACAGAAGUCAUCCAGAUAACGCAAUACCUAUUAAAUCGUGGUUCAGUGACCCCAGUGACACAGCACUCCUGAAUCUCCUCCCAAUGCUUGAUGCAUUGAGGUUCACGGCAGAUGUGAGAUCCGUCCUCAGUCGGAAUUUACAUCAACACCGGUUAUGGUGACUCUCACUUCCAGUUCCCCGCUCCUCUCUCUCCCCUCCUCCCCAUCCCACAUUCCACACCCAUCAGUGUGUCCGGAAUGGCCCUCCCCUGCGUGUUUGAUCCCUCCCUCCCUCUGCCCAGUUCCCCCCUCCCCUCCCCCCCGCCGUCAGGGCAAUCGCACUCAGCUCGCCCUGACCGACGCGUCUGGGCACAGCAGACGACAGUGCCAGUCUCCCUGAAGCCGAACAUGUGCUGCCAGCCUUCGAUGGCACUGAAGCCACGGGACAGUAUUGUACAGUGUUUUAAACAAAGAAAGAAAACACCAGAUUUAAUCCACCCCUCCCUCUCUCGUGCACGUGUGUGCACACCCGUAUGCACACCCACACACACGCACACUCGCACGCGUGCACAAACACACACCCACACGUGCGCUUACACGCAAACACACAAACGCAUGUGCGCUCACAAACACGCGCACACACAAACACACUCACGCAAGUGCACACAUGCAUGCACAGCCGCACGCGCGCGCACAAACAUGCACACACAAACACCCCCCCCGCAUGUGCGUGCACGCAAACACGCGCACACGCAAACACACAAACGCGCACACACCCGCACGCACGCACACACAUCCACACACAAACACACGUGCAUGCACACGCAAACGCAUGCACAUGCAAACACACAAACGCACGCACACACAAACACACACGUGCAUGCACACGCAAACACGCGCACACGCAAACACACAAAUGCACGCACACACAAACAUCCACACACACACACACACGUGCAUGCACACGCAAACACAUCCCUGCAAGCGCGCACGCACACAAACACACCCGCACACGCAGACACACACAAUCGAUUAUGAAGAAGCUUGUUUUUUUUUUGGUUCCUUUCUCCUCUCCCAUUUUUAAAAAAAAAAGAAUAAUUUUCUUGUAUUAAAAAGGAAUUUGAACUUUU